AUAAAAUAAAAUAAAAUUAAUAGAAAAAAAAAAUCUAGAAAAAUGAACAUAUACGAUACAGUUAUGGAUUUUGAUAUCGAGUUUUAUGAUGAAAAUGCAAGAUUUGGCUCAAAUUCACAAGACAAUUUCUCAUUCUUCACAACAAAUAAUCAACCAUCCAGCCCUCGACAGUGCCCAAUUAGUCCUUCACAUGAUAGUUCAGAAUUACUACCAAUGAUGGAUGAAGAUUUCGUCGACUUUACAUCAUUUAUCGACAAAGAAAAUAAGAAACCAUACUCACCCGCAAGAAAACGCUUAAAUAUGGAUGCACUUGCCACCAGCAGUUCUCCAGUUACAAAAAAUAUUCUCCAACAUAGUAGUAAUGUAAAUAUUUCAUCGCCGUUCAGAUCAUCCGGAUUAAAAAGAACACAAUCAUCAUUAUUUGAGAGUCCAGUGCAGAACAAAAAACUUAAAAGUGAAAACGAUCACAUAUAUCUUCAGAACCAACACAUAAGAAAACCAAUAUCAAUAAUGAAUGUUCUCACAUCUUCAUCUGAGAAUUUAAGGAAAAACCGACUUUGAAAUUGGUAUCAAAUUUAAUUUGAAUAUGUACAGUAAUAUGUGAUGCAAUGGACUAAUUUUUCUUUAUAAGAAUAAGAAAAAUGACAAAAAGCUUUAAGUAAAAAUUUAGAUUGUAAGAUAAAGAGA
Molecule: messenger RNA, 687 nt
Organism: Chironomus riparius
Lineage: Eukaryota; Metazoa; Arthropoda; Insecta; Diptera; Chironomidae
Source: the annotation of a GenBank genome assembly